This is a messenger RNA of Rhagoletis zephyria (snowberry fruit fly), 2430 nucleotides long. RefSeq names its product zinc finger protein 3-like. Gene Ontology annotation, biological process: regulation of transcription by RNA polymerase II. Lineage: Eukaryota; Metazoa; Arthropoda; Insecta; Diptera; Tephritidae. Gene Ontology annotation, molecular function: zinc ion binding; DNA-binding transcription factor activity, RNA polymerase II-specific. Gene Ontology annotation, cellular component: nucleus. The record is from RefSeq and is a predicted model, not a curated record.
UCAAGUGACAAGACUAUCGAUAGUAUCGUCUAUAGUUCGACAGCUCUAUUUGACAAUUUUGACUGAUUUUAUUUUUUUAUUUGGCCGAUGUGUUUUUAGAGUAAAUAUUUGGAAGAUUCCCUGGACAAUAAGCAGUUAAAGGAAAAUUAUCAACUGAAUGCCAACCAUGGAAAUUAGCAUUAAGUGGAACGUUUGUCGUGUCUGUUUAGCAGAGGAGCAACAACAUCAUCCAAAAUAUAUUCUGAUUGAUAGCAAAAUGGCCAAACAAAUUUAUGAUAUUGCUGGCGUACAGAUGAAUAACAGCGACAAUCUACCUGACAAGAUUUGCCGUAAAUGUGUGCUACUGCUAAAAUAUGCAUGCCACUUUAGUCAAACAUGCCGCAGCUCAGAAGAAUAUUUGCAGUCAGUUAUUCAAAAAACAAAAUCGGCUACGUCUAUGUUAAAAAUGGAUAAACGGAGAGGGCAUUCAGUGGAAUUACUGGAAGAGAUUUUUAAGGAAGAUGCUGAAUUGAUAUCUGCAAAUAAAGACGAAGCGCUACACGAUUCAACAAUGGACGACGAUUUAAAAAUUAAUAAGGAUAAAUUGAUAAAUUCACCAGUACUUGCUGAGAAAAUUGGAGAUGGCGGAGAGGAUAAAGAAAUAUGUCCAACUAAAUUAAUGAGAGCUAUUCCGAGAACAACCACAGCUUUUAAUAUGCAGCAAUCUCAAAGAACACAACAUGUUAAAAGGACCACAAAAUUCUUCGUGAUGAAGGAUAAUGAUAAAGUAGGCGGAGCAACAUUUAAUAAUAAGUUAAAUAAAAUUAACAGAGAUGUGGAAAAUUUCGAACAUGAAUUCUCAUAUGACGAUCAUGAAGAAAAUGAAUUAGAUGGGUUCGAUGACAGCAAAACAAAUAAUAAAGAAGAGGCUUUACUUGUAAGUAAAUCCAACUCAGAAUGUAGCAUGGAUAUGGAUUAUAUUAAUGACGACGCCCAAAAACAAGAAGAUACCAACGAAUGCAGUUUAAACAAUGAAGAAGAUAGCAAUGUUAAUGAAACAGAUAAUACACUUGGUGUAGAAAAAAACGCGGAAAACGAGAAAAUAUUACCCAACAGUGACGACGAACAGGAGCAAGAAACCGAUGAACUAUUUUACAUAAUCGAAGAACCCGUAAUUAAGGAAGAAGAUUCUAUAAUUCAACAAAAUGUACAUGUUGAAGCCGAUGUAGAAGUUGAACCGAAUUUAGACGUUGAAGAAAAUGCAGACGCAGAAUCGGAGUCUACCAUGCAGCUUAUUGAGGAUUUAACUGAAGCCGAUGGUUGCGAUGAAGGAGAAGAACCUGGUUAUGAAAGGUCUGAAACCAACAGAUCAGUGGUACAGAUGGAGGAGUAUCUAAUAGAUGAAAGUGAUAUAGGAUCAGUUGCUCAGCAAGAAUUAGAAUCAAGUGAGGAGCUCGCCUCGAACCGACCCAGUACAACGACUAUUAAAAUUAGGGAUCGAGAACAACGCAGCUCGCCGCAUAGUCGCAGAAAAGCGAAUUUUUCUUUAAUGUUUUCCUGCGACGUUUGCGGUAAUCAUUUCACCAACCGUAGCUUGAGAAAUUAUCAUAUGCGUAUACACCGUCAAGAAAAAAAUUUCGAAUGCGAAUUGUGUUUUAAGCGCUUUACCGCGGCAUGUAACUUGACAGCGCACAUGCGCAUACACACAGGAGAAAAACCCUACGAAUGUCAAUACUGCUUCCGGAGGUUUACAGAUCGUAGCACGCACGUGAAACAUGAACGAGUACACACAAAUGAAAAACCUUUUCAAUGCAACACAUGUGGUAAAUCUUUCGCCUUGUCCACAACGCUUCGUACGCAUGAAAAGGUGCACACUAACGAAAAACCCUUCAAGUGUGAGCCCUGUAACAAAUCUUUCAAACUACCUCACCAGCUAAAGUCCCACUUACUUACAAACCAACAUAAAAACAUUCUGAUGGCUAGUGAGUUGGGGAACUUGGAUUAUGAAAAAUGUAUUUAAAUAAAAAUCUUAGUUAUUACUUAGUUUAGCUUCGUUUUAUUACAAAUAUUUUCAUAUGAAUAUUCAAAUUAAUUUGCAGUGCUUCACGAAUAUAAAAGUAAUUACAUACGUAUUUGUAUCCCACAACGUCUCUUCUGACGUUAAGAUUUCGAAAUCUGUACCCGCGUUCAAAGGUACUUAUUCCGCCGACUUUGGUUUAAUUGUAAGCAACGUAAUAUAAGUAAAUUACAUUACCACACACAGUGGCGAUCGCGUAAAUAGCACACUUACAUAUAUUUUUUUAAAUAUUCACAAUGUUUUGCGUGAUAUAUUUUUUUGGUAAUAAUAUAUAAAAAUAAAGUCGAUGCUAUACCAUAAACUAUAUAAGUCAAAGUUUAAAACUUUGUGCACAAUUCAGGAAAAUUUAACAAAUUUCAAAAAAAUGUCAUUAA